AUGUGGACACUAGAUCAUGUGUCGUGUGUAGGCGCGUCUGAUAUGGAUAACAGACGUACAUCCUCAAACUUCGAGGGAAACUUUGACUCGUGCGAUCCUCUCGGAUCAGUCUUGGAGUUGUCUGGUCGGGGGCCAGCUCGUGUACUUCGGCGACGGUGCCGCAGCGAAGGAGUGGAUAGGUCACCCUACGAGGAUGUGACGCGCGAUCGGUCAGCGGAUUAUAAUUCUCGUUACCAACGCACCCUGCCAAACAAAAGUUACUUUACCCUAAACGGCGCUCAGGAGGAGAGUUACGAUCACUACCGUUACGAGUGUUCAUUUGCCGCCGCCGAAAACGGUGACUACGCUAUGUCACACGACCAGCAGAGGCACCACAGUUAUCUGGCAGCUAGAUCAAAGUUACAUCGAUCAAGUCCUACUAGACCAUUAUUAGUAACUCCUAUGUCAAAUUCAAAAGUGGAUGACAGCCGUUUACCUAAAGUAGAAGAACUUUUAGAAAGAGUAGACCAAGAAAUGAUGGAUAUGUCUGUAGUGAAGCAGCCAUUAAAGCAAAUACUCAAUAAUCCUUUACCAAAGUCCCCACCUCAAGGGAUUCUUAAAAAACCCAAAAGUAGACCAUAUCAAGAUCCAAAAUUUAACAUUGAAGGACGAAGAAGGCAAAGAGCUUCUAGUGAAUCAGAUAAUUUAUACUGCAGCUUCCACAUAGGAUCUCCGAUUCCUGGGUAUGAUAGCCGUUUGUCCUACCUUUCAAGUAACAUGAAAAGAGCAAAAGACAGCUCAGGGACUGGGUACUCACACGGAACUGCAGUUGCUUGUUUAAACACAUCAUCACAUGCUAAAAGCUCACCAGUAUAUCAAAAACCCCUUCGUUGUUCUUGUAAAGAUCAAGUGAUAGUAACACCAAAAGAGGAUAUGUUUGGUAUGCACAUAUUGAGAACCACAGCCAUUAAUAGUGAGACAGUUGAUCACAUACCUAAAGUCGAAAUGCCACGUCAAGAGACGCCCAUGCCUACUUGCCCAGCACUAAGUCCUUCACUUCCCGUGAGUUCAGUUACAGCCAUUCCAGUAGUCAAAAAGCCACUCAAAACAGUGAAGAAGAAAGCGAAACUCAAAACGAAGUCCUCGAAAAUGAAGUCGAGUAUCAAAAUCGAAAACGGCGUCGUGGACGAUAUUGAAGAUGCAACCAGUAGAUCUCCAUCACCGGACAUCAUGACGGAUGGAGAUUGGCCAAUGGAAACCGACACAGUGAUCUCUGAAAUAGAGACGUUGGACAAACCCCUGCCAGCGACCAUCACUAGAAAAGAAGAGACCUUAGAACAUAACCUAGUUGCCAACUUAUCCAAUAAACUUAACGGCACAGUUGUGUCGCCUAAGAAUAAUGACACAAAUAGCAAGGAACAUCAGCAGUUCUUGACUGCGUUACAUACUAUCAAUCCGUUUAAAACACUGACGUCACGCAAAGAUUCACAACUUGCCUUGCCAGAAUCAAUACAAAAUUGCCUCCGGCCAUCCCUCUUCCCCCGUGUUCCUCCAUACCUAAAGUUCAUGGGGCAUGAAGAAACAACUCCCCUUAAAAUACCAGCACCUAUACAAAAACAUCUAAAAUGGAAAUUGACGACGAUAACACCUAUUGUUGUAAAGAAGACCCUCACUAAUUCUGGAUUUAGAUUAGUAAAAAGUGACUGUGAUACAUCGGAGUGUCCACAAGAAGAGACAGUGGACUGGAUUGGUAUAUGGGGUAAACACAUGAAAUCACUUAUGUUCAGAGCCAUAAAAGAUGGACAGAAAAUGAACCAUUUUCCAGGCACAUUUCAAAUAGGAAGAAAGGAUCGGUUGUGGAGGAACCUUCAAAAAUUGGUUGCAAAACAUGGAGUCAGCGAGUUUGGUAUCAUGCCCAAGACAUAUGUGUUGCCUCAUGACUUGAAGAUAUUGAAACAUGAUUGGCAGAAAUAUGCGGCCAAUAAUGAGAGAUGGAUAAUCAAGCCACCAGCGUCAGCACGCGGCACGGGAAUCAAAGUAGUGUCCCGUUGGACACAGAUCCCGAAAAAGCGGCCUGUGGUAGUGCAGCGAUAUGUGACAAAGCCUUACCUCAUCAAUGGCAAUAAAUUUGACAUGCGUCUGUAUGUGCUGGUCACGUCUAUGCAUCCAUUAAGAAUUUAUUUAUAUAAGGAUGGUUUGGCCAGGUUUGCUUCCGGUGAGUACGGUCUUCUGAAGUGUUCAUAUAAUUCUGUGCCUCCUGUGAUAGGUGAUACAAGUGAAAAAUCAUCAUUUUACAAGAGUGCAAAAACAAGAUUUAAAAAAUUCUUGUUCGUGAACUAA
Messenger RNA from Parnassius apollo (apollo), 2319 nucleotides. NCBI's taxonomy places the organism in Eukaryota, Metazoa, Arthropoda, Insecta, Lepidoptera, Papilionidae. The record is from the annotation of a GenBank genome assembly.